AUGAAGAUUAUCGAUGAUGAACAUGUCCUCCGGGAAGGAUUCCACCAUUUCGAAGAAGCCGACAUCAGUGGAUACGAUGUAAUUCUGGGUAUGCCAUGGUUGCAAGCUGCGAACCCCGACAUUGACUGGGUGCGAAGAUGCUGGACCUAUAGGAAAGCGUCAAAUAUCAGCCACGUGCACCUAGAUACCGCUAAGGAAUUUGCAACUUUAAUGGACAACAGCAACAUUAUAUUCGCCGCCUUUCCAUUGCGAGCUGCGCACGCAGCGACUGAGCCAAAUAUCCCGGAUGAUUAUAAGGAUUAUCUUGAUGUAUUCCGAGAAGAUAUACCUGACGCGGAGCACGCACCCCACGAUCAUGCCAUAGAUCUCAAACCUGGCAAGGAACCACCGUACCGACCGAUAUAUAACCUGUCACCUCAAGAACUCUCCGUCCUCCGAGAAUAUAUUGAUAAGGCAUUAGAGAAGAAUUGGAUACGCCCGUCCAAGAGCCCAGCCGGUGCGCCAGUAUUAUUCGCACCGAAGAAAGACGGAACCCUGCGUCUUUGCGUAGAUUAUCGAGGGUUGAACGAAAUAACAGUCAAGAAUCGGUAUCCGCUGCCCCUGAUAAGUGAAAUACUCGAUAGAUUAGCAGGUGCCAAAAUAUACACGCAAUUGGAUCUUAGGGACGCGUAUCAUAGAAUCCGCAUACGAGCGGGGGAUGAAUGGAAAACGGCAUUUCGAACACGAUACGGACACUUUGAGUAUCUGGUUUUACCCUUUGGGCUAACCAACGCCCCUGCGACUUUCCAAUCUUAUAUCAACAAGGCCCUCAGUGAUAUUUUGGACGUAUAUUGCGUAGCUUAUCUUGACGAUAUCGUAAUCUAUUCGAAUACGCUUGACGAACACGUCGCCCAUGUUAAGAAUGUGCUGGAACAAAUUGGAUUUCUGGGUUUUGUGAUUACCACGCAGGGCAUCACUGUCGAAAAACGCCGCGUCGAUACGAUCCUAGAUUGGCCUGAACCGCGAACAAUAAACGAGCUGCAAACAUUCCUAGGAUUCGCCAACUUCUACCGACGAUUCAUAUACAAGUUCUCGAUAAUAACGGCACCCUGA
Molecule: messenger RNA, 1092 nt
Organism: Histoplasma mississippiense
Lineage: Eukaryota; Fungi; Ascomycota; Eurotiomycetes; Onygenales; Ajellomycetaceae
Exons: 2
Coding region: 1-1092 (363 amino acids)
Source: RefSeq, a predicted model, not a curated record